Siniperca chuatsi (mandarin fish) is the source of this 6632-nucleotide messenger RNA. Its product is annotated as calsyntenin-2-like. The transcript has 17 exons. Gene Ontology annotation, cellular component: cell surface; postsynaptic membrane. Gene Ontology annotation, molecular function: X11-like protein binding; kinesin binding; calcium ion binding. NCBI's taxonomy places the organism in Eukaryota, Metazoa, Chordata, Actinopteri, Centrarchiformes, Sinipercidae. Bases 428 to 3271 code for a protein of 947 amino acids. Gene Ontology annotation, biological process: positive regulation of synaptic transmission; homophilic cell-cell adhesion; positive regulation of synapse assembly. The record is from RefSeq and is a predicted model, not a curated record.
GGAGAAAAAGCGCCUGAAUCCGUCUCUCUCCUCCCUGUGACGUCGCUCGGUCUGGUCCCGGGGUGCGCUGCUCUCUGGUCCCGUCUCAGCAGAAACCACUUUAGUUGCUGCCUCGACCGUCCACACAACCUGCGGUGCGACGCGCGCGGUGCGGCGAGGUGCUUUACGGGCACCUGGUGUCCUUCUUCCAUUCCACGCUGCCUGUCUUAUCCCACAUAUCAGUGAACUGUUUCCACACUCUGCCUGAAGAGAGAGGAGGGAACCUCAGGCGUUGAAUAAAAGGGAGAGGACGGAAAGGAGAAGGAGAGAAAGAGAGAGAGAGGAAAAAGACAGAAAGAAAUAAAGAAAGAAAGAAAAAAAGAGGAGAAAAGAGGAAAGAGGUCGCCGUAGUCCCUCUCCUUCCCGGGGCUGAAUCUCCACCGAGAAGAUGCUGAGAAUAGCCGGCGUGUUGGCUGUAGUGGCUCUGGGGUUGAGCGCCGCUCACACCAAAGUUAAUAAACACAAGCCGUGGAUAGAGACAUCGUACCAUGGGGUGAUCACUGAAAACACUGACGUCGUUCUGCUAGAUCCUCCUCUGGUGGCCCUGGACAAAGACGCCCCCAUCCCUUACGCAGGGGAGAUCUGUGCGUUCAACAUCCAUGGGCUGGAGGCUCCGUUCGAGGCAGUGGUGCUGAACGGUACUUCUGGUGAGGGCCAGCUGAGGGCCCGCGGCCUGGUGGACUGCGAGCUGCAGAAGGAAUACACUUUCAUCAUUCAGGCUCACGACUGCGGUUCUGGCCCCAGGGGCACGGAGGGCAAAAAGUCCCACAAGGCGGUGGUGCACAUUCAGGUCAACGAUGUCAAUGAGUUUGCCCCAGUGUUUCGGGAGCCCCAGUACCGAGCCGCAGUGACAGAGGGCAAGAUUUACGACAGUAUCCUGCAGGUAGAGGCCACUGACCAGGACUGCUCCCCACAGUACAGCCAGAUCUGUAACUACCAGAUCACCACCACCAACACACCCUUCGCUAUAGAUCGCAACGGUAACAUCCGGAACACAGAGAAGCUGACCUACGACCGCCAGCAGCAGUACGAAAUCCAGGUGACGGCCUGGGACUGCGGCCAGAAGAGAGCUUUGCACAGCAUCCCUGUCCGUAUUGACGUCAAACCUGUCUGCAAACCUGGCUGGCAAGGUUGGAAUAAGCGAGUGGACUAUGAGCCAGGAACAGGAAGUAAACAGUUGUUUCCUAAGAUGCACCUGGAGACCUGUGGCGGGCCGCUGUCGUCAGUGAGAACCACAGUGGAGCUGCAGACCAGCCACAUCGGGAAAGGCUGCGACCGGGAGACCUACUCUGAGAAAUCUCUACAGAAACUCUGUGGGGCCUCCUCAGGCAGCACUGACCUUCUCCCUGCCCCCAGUGCUGCCACCAACUGGACAGCUUCCCUGGUGACUGACAGCGGCAGGGACAGUGAUUUGAUCUUCAGGUUUGACGGUCGUCAGGCGGCUAAAAUUCCAGACUGGGUGGUACCCCAGAAUCUGACAGACCAGUUCACCAUAGCAACCUGGAUGAAGCACGGACCCAGUCCUGGGCUCAGAGCUGAGAAGGAGACACUACUCUGUAACUCCGACAAGACUGAGAUGAACCGUCAUCACUAUUCGCUGUAUGUUCAUAAUUGCCGCCUGGUGUUCCUGCUGAGGAGAGACUUCACCCAGGUGGACACCUUCAGACCAGCCGAGUUCCACUGGAAACUGGAGCAGAUCUGUGACAAGGAGUGGCAUUACUACGUCAUCAAUGUAGAGUUCCCAGUGGUGACGCUCUAUGUGGACGGAGUGACCUACGACCCCUACCUGGUGACUGACGACUGGCCCAUCCACCCCUCACAGAUUGAUGUGCAGCUCACAGUCGGUGCCUGCUGGCAAGGUGGGGAGGUGACCAAGCCGCGGUUCACUCAGUACUUCCGGGGCAGCCUAUCUGGACUGACCAUCCGACCAGGGAAGAUUGAGAGUCAGAAAGUCAUUUCCUGUCUGCAAGCCUGCAAAGAGGGACUGGACAUCAACUCCCUUGAGAGUCUGGAUAAGAGCAUAAAGUUCCACUUUAACCCAGCCCAGUCUAUCUUGGUAAUGGAGGGAGAGGACUUGGAAAACAUGAACGCUGCUGUGAGGAAAGUUUCCUACAUAAACUCUCGCCAGUUUCCCACACCAGGCAUCCGACGUCUGCACAUCUCCACUGUCGUCCAGUGUUUUGGUGAAGACACUUGUAUCACCAUACCAGACAUCGAUGCAGUGGUGAUGGUUUUGCAGCCCAGUGAACCCAGGAUAACCAUCACCGGAGUGGAGAGACUGAAUCGGCCGGCCUCCGACCUCAAAGCGCCAGGAGGAGUAGCUCUGUUCCAGGACCUCCAUAUCAUCAGCACAGUCACCAGGGCAGAUGCCACCGCACAUCACGCAGCACGUGGACCCGGGGUGAUGGAAGAGAUUAUUCAUAACUUGGACUACUGUGAUGUCCUGGUGUUGGGUGAGGAGCUGAGGCCGGAGCAGGAGUCCCUCCAACUGCAGCGCAGCACUCUGCUCGGAAAACACCUCGAUGCCACUAACUCCACCUCUGGCAUGUCCAUAUAUGGUGUGGACUCCAUGUCCAACUAUGAGCAGGUGAUCCGACAGGUGCGUUACUAUAACUGGCGGCCCGAACAACUAACAGAGAGAAGGUUUCGCCUUACCUGCUCGGAGCUGAAUGGACGCUACACCAGCAAUGAGUUCAACCUGGAGGUGAGCGUACUGCACAGUUCAGAAGCUGGGGAACAUGUCAAUCACAUGGUAGCCCCGCCUCAGUACAUGCAGGUGGUCCACCAUCCAUCCAUGAUUCAUGACCUGUACCCCAGCCACAGCUCAGGCGUGCCAAGUGCUGCCACCGUGGUAAUUGUGAUGUGUAUCGCUGCUCUGGUGGUGGUUGUGGUGCUGGGCAUCUAUCGCAUCCACCUGACCCACCAGCAGGAGGUCAAGCUGGCAGAGACGGCUAAAGAGGCGGACGUGACCUGGGACGACUCGGCUCUGACGAUCACGGUCAACCCGAUGGAGAACCUGGAGGAACCCCAGGCUGCAGAGGAGGAUGCCAGCGAGGAGGAGGAAGAAGAAGAAGAGGAGGAGGAGGAGGAGGAAGAUGACGAGGAAGAGGAGGAUGACAUCACCAGCGCUGAGUCAGACGACAGCGAGGAGGAAGUGGACGUCCAGCUACCCAGGAUGCAACGCCAGAGCAAGAAGGGUCAAAACUGGGACAAAACAACAAUAUCUUAUUGAAACACAGAUUUACAGUCACUGACACACACACAUUCUGCAACACGUCCAUACUGAAAGCUCAAAUCAGAUGGUGGAAACAAAAAGACUUAAUGUGAUGUUGAUGCUCAAAAAAUGAGGUAAUAUCUCCCCCUACAGGAAGACUACACCGAAAUACAAACACAAACACAGUGCAAUGAUUUAACCUUAGCCUUGUCAGAAAACCUCCUGUUUUAUACAGCUGAUAAGAAAUAAUAUGACACAUACUGAACGUUAAUCAAAUGACUUUCAUCCUUCUUAAAGGGACAGCUCGCCAAAUUUAGGUCAUCCCCUGAGAGCUGCUUUUCCUCAAAUGAUCUCUCUCCCUCUACAGUCUACAUAACCACUAUGAUCUUUAGUGAAAUCAAGUUGUUUGAAUCCAAUUUUGUCAAUUAAACCCUGCACCAUACAUUCAGUUUGAUGUGUCAAAUUCCACAGUGAGAUUUCUGAUGUCCUAUGAAAAUGCAAAACAGUCUUUAUUUAAGAAAACUGAGUUGCAAAAGUAAAGAAUCUGAAUAUUUUUGGUUUGUAUAUUUCAUGUUAUUUAUCAGUCUUUAUUCUAGCCUACGUGGCAAAGCCAGGUGAUUUUACAGAAAUAGCAUAUUUUCAAUGGUACUAAAAAAAAAAAGAUGAUCUGUGUGUAGUCAUGUUGAACUAACUGAGGGGUCUGAGUUCUGGGUUUUUGGUUUUUGGGAAAGACGAGGAGUCCCCUUGUAAAUUUUUAUAUGCUCCUUUCUUGUAAAUAUUGAGUAUAGUAGGUGACCCCCCCCCCUACACACACACACACACACACACACACACACACACACACACACACACACACACACACUCCCUAACACCACUUUCUCCACCCAGAACCCUCCUCUGCACCUGUACAUAACACACAUGCCACCUCUUCAUAUGUAUGUACAUACCCUGAACCCUUAGCCUGCAGGAGUCUUUACUGAACUCAGUCCUCUGUGUGUGUUUCUAGCUCAGUGUUCAGAUCAUUCCAGCUGACUGUGAGUUGGGUUUGUUAGGAUGGAUGUGCCACUGCCUUCAUAGUGACUGGGUCAUUGAAAGCUGCACUAGUCAAGAUGUUCAAGUAAAGAGACAUCAGUCUUAUAAAUCGAAAUCACACUUCAGGGAUGCAGCAGAGAAGAGAGUCCCCUCACUACUCAUGUACAGACCACAAGACUUGAAAAGACUUGAAAAAUGAAAUUUUAGUCUCAGAUGUGGUCACAGCAGCGAAGUCCUAAACAACGAGUACUCAUUGAAAGCAAGCUACACUAUUAAUUCCACCAUCUGCUCCUACUAGUCAUUAAUGCUGCAUUGCAGAGAUGUUGACAAGUGAGAAAUUCCAAAUUUCUACAUGGAAAACUGCAAUGGACCUGGCCCUUCACAUUGGAAUUUCAAGUAGGAAAGUCAAUAGAUGCAAAUAUCAUAUCUUUGUUUUAGGUUUUUUUACAUAAAAAACUAGCGGAAAUGUAACACUGUUUUGAUAAGGAUCCUUUAAGUUUGGAUAUUACAGAAUUGUGACCAAAAUAUGUACUGAGUUGAACAUUUUACAGUUAAAAAUAAACUUCUAACACUAACAACAAAUACAACAGAAAAUAUUAAAGCUGAGGUGAGAAAAAUAAGGCUCAAAUAUGUAAAAAUGCAGCCUAUUUAUUUAAAUAAGAACUAUAAUAAAUGAUAUAGAACUAAAACAUUAAAUGAAGUAUGUGUAGUGUGGGCAAGCGUGUAUUAUCAACAUUAAAGCUGCACUAGUCAAUAUUUUUAUAUUAACUAUGGAUCAACAUGUAAAAUCAAAGAUGUCACUCCACAGAGGAGUGAUGAACCCACAGAGGAGUAACAGCCAACUCUGCAGUUCCCCACAGCUCUACAGAGCAUCUAAUGUCUUUCAGCCCAUUGUUUUGGUUUUACAACUCGCAACUUUAAUGUCCCAUAAAGAGCCAGAUAUUUUUCUCAGGAGUUGUUGUAAACCAAAAUAGAGCUAAAAGGGGAGUGAAUAUUGGACAGGUGGACAGAAACGCAGCUGCAAAUGAAUGCUAAUGUUGGUGUCUGCUAAAUGUUUAAAUAGUCAACAGUUUGUUAAUAUGUUCACCACAUCAACUGUAUAUGGUGAUGUCAGUGUUGUGUUUUAAAUGGUUAGGCUGCUCCCAAGUAGCCAAAAAAAAUCAAUUAAUGUAGGUUUAACACUUUUUCAAAACAUCUUUGGCAUUUCUUUACUUGUUCUUGUUACUUAUCAGCCAACAUAUGCCCAGAUACUGAUAUAUUUGUGAUAAGGUAAAAUUGUCUGAUAACAGCGGCCCGGCUAACGUGUCAGUCACGCUCUGGUGAACAUCAACACCAUAGCAUUUAAAUGUCAAAGCUGCUCAGCAUUACUUUUAUGUCCAUGAUCUCCUAAAGUAUAGUUUCUGUCAUUUUCAUUAUUUUGUCAGUAGUCUGUACUGUAAGUAGCUAGUCCCAUGUGGAAAAAUACUAGGCAAAGAAGUCCUGUUUUUUCUGAGUUGAUUACAAGAAUGCACAGAGACAGCAAUUACACUUUACCUGCAAGGUACUUUUCCAACUUCUGCCUUUGAAUGAAAUGCAGCAUUAAUGAAAGAAAUUUAGGUCUAGGGGUGAUGUCACAUUACAUAAAUCCCACUUCAUUAGCAGCUCUUGGGGCCACCGAAUUGUUGCCUGGUGCAACUUCAAGAUAAAAGGACAGAGGUGAAUGCAUUUGGCAGUGUCCCAUUUGACAUAAUCAGAAAACCCAGUCGAAGGUUUCUUCACCUUGAAGUGAAAGGGCAUUAAUCUCUGGCUGUGGCCAUCCUGAAUCCAGUCUGUAAUGUUAGAUAAUAAAGAAUCUACAAACAACAGAAGGUUUUGUUACAUGUGACAUGUGUAGUGGCUGAUAGUACAGUCUGCCACAGAUAAAUCAAGGUUUGGUUAAAGUCACAAACACUGGAAAGUUUCCUCCUCUAACCUAGUGAGCCUUUAACGGCUAUCCUGUGGGUGUAGCUGGGAGAACAAACUAUAUGUGUGUGCUGUAGCUUUAUGUUCAUGUAAAGAUGUCAUACGUUGUUUACGAGUUUUCCUCAUCUACUGUGACACCUAGUCUUGUGAUGUCACCUCCCUCCUUGCACCCCCUGGAACCUUUGGUGGAUUUUGCAUCGACCCGAGCCCUAAUGUUGUCCUGACGUUUGUUUUAGAAGAGGAGGACGGUGAAAUUAACAUGGAAACCUUGUAUAAUGUGUAAAAGUUUGGUUUUUUUUUGUUUGUUUUCUUUUUUUUUCUCUGGACUCUUUGGUCUGUUUUCCUUUGGAAUGGUCACUACAGCACUUUCUGUAAAUUGGCCAAUAAAAACUUGUUUUGGAAUCUA